Molecule: messenger RNA, 2627 nt
Organism: Aethina tumida (small hive beetle)
Lineage: Eukaryota; Metazoa; Arthropoda; Insecta; Coleoptera; Nitidulidae
Product: longitudinals lacking protein, isoforms H/M/V
Exons: 7
Coding region: 239-1699 (486 amino acids)
Biological process (GO): regulation of transcription by RNA polymerase II
Cellular component (GO): nucleus
Molecular function (GO): protein binding; DNA binding
Source: RefSeq, a predicted model, not a curated record
AUGACAAGUAAAUAACCCCAAAAAAUUACGUCAGCGGUGCAAAAUUAAAAAUGGUGGCGUAUGUUUUCAUGUGUACAGUUUGGUGCGUUUGACAAGCGACGGGUUUAUUGUGUAAUGCGGGAAACGCAUCGUACAAUCAUCUCCGUAUAAACAGUUGGCUGAUGUCAUCCCGUAUUGGUGGACUUUCAAGGUUACGAUUCCCGACUCGUAUUAUCGAUUUUAACCGAACGGUGCAGCAAUGACAAUGCAACAGUACUGCCUGCGAUGGAACAACCACCAGCCGAAUUUCAUUUCGGUCUUCUCCAACUUACUCAACAGCGAAUCUCUGGUGGAUGUCACAUUGGCGGCCGAGGGUAAACAUUUGCAGGCCCACAAAGUUGUGCUGUCUGCUUGCAGUUCUUACUUUCAGACGUUGUUCACAAUAAAUCCGUGCCAGCAUCCCAUAGUCAUCCUCAAAGAUGUGAAAUUCAAGGAUCUGAAGGUGAUGGUCGAGUUCAUGUACUACGGAGAGGUGAACGUGUCCCAGGACCAGCUGACGCACAUCCUCAAAACGGCCGAGAUGCUGAAAAUCAAAGGACUGGCUGAGAUGCCGGUGGACCAAACGGUCAAACAACCUUCGAACAACACGUCGACCGACAGGGCCGAACUGCUGACGCCCAGCGACCUGAACUGGAGCUCGGACGCCCACAGGCAGUCGCUGUCGCCGUCGCCCUGUCCCCUGUCGCCCAGUGCCAGAAGGAAACGUUUGAGGAAGACGUCAACCGGUUCAAAUUCUGGCUCAGGCGACCGAACGUCAGACGAGCAUCCCAGCGAGAUCAUGAUCCCCACACCCACCGGUAACAUAGUCGGAACCAUCAUUAAACCCGAGUCGGGCAGUUCAGACAGGAGCAGCACCCCGCAGAAACUCAGACAGCACAGUAGCGACUCAGAGCUGUUACGGGGUAGUUCACAUGAGAGCACCGAGGGGGAGACCCACCACCAAAUCACCCUUCAAGUCCCCCAACAAACUGUGACCACCCAGAACGUGGAGGCCAGUAAUUUGGACGUGGCAGGACCUUCAACCUCAGUAUCCCAACAGUCAGUACCAGGCAUCCAGUGGAACGUCGUCGAUCCGACCGGCUAUCCGCAACACUACGCGGCCUGUUCGCAAAACCCGCCCCAGACCGGCGCCCAGCAGCCGGUCGCCCAGUACGUGACCGUCAGCUCGAACGUGACGGGCACGAUAACCAGUUGCGCGCCCGCCCCGCCCGCCUGCUACCCGAACCAGAUCGCCAACUCGCCGCCGCAGAUAAUGCAGAAGCGCAAGCGCAGCAUCAACCCGCAGGCGGACGAGAACUUCAUACGGGCGCUGGAGGCGGUGCGGUUCGGCGGCAUCGGCUUCUGCAAGGCGGCCCGCAUGUUCGGCGUCAAUAACCGCACGCUGUGGCUCGAGUACAAGAAGCGGGGCUACCCGAACUUCCGGCUGAGCAUCAAGAACAGGAAGGCGGAGGGCGGUGCGGUGGCGGACGUGGACGAGCAUGCGGAGGUGGACAAGCAGGAGGCGCAGGGGCAGAUGAUGUGCGUGACGGCCAGCCAUCCGGUGGCGUUGAUCGCCAACCAGUACUACGAGUCGAAGCCGCCGCAGAAGUACCUCGAUGCCGCCCUCAUAAAUGCACAGCAGACCAUCAACUUUCAGGGCCUCAAUUUUGAGCAAGUCUAAUGAGCAGAUUGGACUUGGACUUGGAUUUUAUUUUACGUAUCGAUACGUGUUCCACCAAAUUUAGCUUGUAAGAUGAGUAGGGAUUAUUUUCUAAGGCGUUUAUAGACUGAGAUUGUAAUCUUUUGACUGACUGAUUUAUUUCGCAUGUACCACUAAAAUUCUAAACAUUAUCACGAUUUGAGGUUGAGUUUUUUAAUACUAAAGAUUCUAUUGGAUAAGACUGAAUUAUAAAUAUUGGUUUCUAAUUUAAUUAUUAUAUAAUUUAAUGAUUUUUCUUAUUUAAAUUUUUACUAUUAUUAUUUACUAAAAUAUGAUCAAAUCAGAUAUUGCCAUUUGACAUACAGUUGAGUCAGUUUGGGAAGACUAAGUCACUAAUAAAAUUAACAAGAAGAGGUUCUAAUUCUUACUCCACCAACUAAACUAUAAUUUGGUGUGGUGAUACAUAUUUCUCCUUCUUGUUAACUUUAUUAUGGAUCUUGUCUUAGCAAGUUGCCUCAUCUGUUUGUAAGAUUCAGCAAUUAUUUUAAACAAACCGACCACUAAGACGUUACAAUGUAAUUAUAUUUUUGAGGAGAAAUGGAUGAGAGAAACUGUAUAAAUUAUUAAAGUUUCAGUUGUUUUGUUUGUUAUUUUUAUACAAAAUUUUAUGUAUACACGGUUUAAUCGGUAUUUAAAUUAAAAUAUACAUAUAUAAUCUGCAAAAUAAUAUUUAUGCUUAAAUGUAUACAUAAUACAUAUUAUGGAAACUGAGCAAAUUUAUAUUUUUGUCAUGUAUUAAUAGUGUACCUACUUGUUAUGUUUAGUUUUGUUUGUAUAAAAUAUGCAUAAACUAAUAUUGUUUUAUUAUUCCCUUUCCUAAAAAAUAUAUACACGUAAUUGUUUUACUUGUAUGUAUUUCCAGUUAAUAAAAAAUGCUAAAUAAAUCUGA